GCUUUGCAGAAGGAAGCUGUGGUUUCUGGUCUUCCUGUGCACUCGCGUUUUUAGAGGACUGCUUAGCAUCGGAUCACAUUUUUCAGCAGCUCAGAAGGGCUAGAAGACACAGCAAGUGUGGCAGAAAGGGAGGAACAGGAUUCCUCCAAGGGAACUUCUCUGACCAAGUGCCCCGGGAGAUCUCCCAUGGAGAACGAGCCUGGAAUUGUGUCGCCAUUUAAACGAGUGUUCCUAAAAGGUGAAAAGAGUAGAGAUAAGAAGGCCCACGAGAAGGUGACAGAGAGGCGCCCCCUGCACACUGUGGUGUUGGCAUUGCCUGAGCGUGUCGAGCCGGACAGACUGCUGAGCGACUAUAUUGAAAAGGAGGUGAAGUAUUUAGGUCAGUUAACAUCCAUACCCGGCUACCUGAACCCUUCCAGUAGGACUGAGAUCCUGCAUUUCAUAGACAAGGCAAAGCGGUCCCACCAGCUUCCUGGACACCUGACCCAGGAGCACGAUGCUGUGCUCAGUCUGUCUGCCUACAAUGUCAAGCUGGCCUGGAGGGACGGGGAGGACAUUAUCCUUAGGGUGCCCAUCCACGACAUUGCUGCUGUCUCCUAUGUCCGAGACGACGCUGCACACCUGGUGGUCCUGAAGACGGCCCAGGACCCAGGCAUCUCUCCGAGCCAGAGUCUGUGUGCAGAAAGUUCUAGAGGCCUCAGCGCAGGUUCCUUGUCAGACAGUGCAGUGGGACCAGUAGAGGCAUGUUGCCUGGUCAUCAUGGCCACAGAGAGCAAGGUCGCCGCAGAAGAGCUGUGCUCCCUGCUCAGCCAGGUCUUCCAGAUUGUUUACACGGAGUCCACCAUCGACUUUCUGGACCGAGCAAUAUUUGAUGGGGCCUCCACACCCACCCACCACCUGUCGCUGCCCAGCGAUGACUCUUCCACAAAAGUGGACAUGACGGACACUUAUGAUGCUGAAGCCAGCACCUUCUGCUUCUCAGACUCCGGGGAUGUGGGAGGACUGCCUGCCCUGUCCUUCUGCACGCAGCCGUCACCCCAUAGCAAGACGGUCAGCGAGAGCGAGCUGAGCACCAGUGCCACGGAACUGCUGCAGGACUACAUGCUCACGUUACGCACUAAGCUGUCAUCACAGGAGAUCCAGCAGUUUGCAGCGCUGCUCCAUGAAUACCGCAACGGGGCCUCGAUCCACGAGUUCUGUAUCAGCCUGCGACAGCUCUAUGGGGACAGCCGCAAGUUCCUGCUGCUUGGUUUGAGGCCCUUCAUCCCUGAGAAGGACAGUCAGCACUUUGAAAACUUUCUGGAGACCAUUGGCGUGAAAGACGGCCGUGGCAUCAUCACUGACAGCUUUGGCAGGCAUCGCCGUGCCCUGAGCACCACCUCCACCUCCACCACCAACGGGAACAGGACCACAGGCAGCCCUGAUGACCGGGCAGCGCCUUCGGAGGGGGAUGAGUGGGACCGCAUGAUCUUGGACAUCAGUAGUGAUAUUGAAGCGCUGGGCUGCAGCAUGGACCAGGGCUCAGCAUGAUGGUCUGUGACUGCGCACGCCUGUCACACACAGCCAUCCCAGGCCUGCCUGGACCUGACGGCCAGCCCUGCCUGGCGAGGAGCUAGGGAGGGGCUGCAGACACAGGUGACUCUGGUGGCCAGGUCCUCUACUGUGAAGGAGCGGAGAGCUGCCACAGGACAUGUGCCCCAACACAGGUGAAGCCUCUGUGCCUCUUGCUCAGAGCUCAGCAAUGCCUGUAGCAUAUCCCGCUCGGGGAGGGCCAGUUGCAGGAAGAGUCAGUCCUGUCGGCCUGGUCCUGGACAACUGAUAUUUUGCACAUGAUUUUCCUCUUCUAACUCUCAGAGACCUUAAAAAGUUGUUUACUACAAUGUGAAUAAUUUAA
Molecule: messenger RNA, 1894 nt
Organism: Mesocricetus auratus (golden hamster)
Lineage: Eukaryota; Metazoa; Chordata; Mammalia; Rodentia; Cricetidae
Gene: Ccm2
Product: CCM2 scaffold protein
Exons: 10
Coding region: 187-1530 (447 amino acids)
Biological process (GO): heart development; vasculogenesis
Source: RefSeq, a predicted model, not a curated record